AUGUUACAAUAUACGAUCUUGAUUUUUCUAAUAUUCAUAGAAUACUGUACUGCAAACAUCCACCCCAUAAUCAUCCAUGGCCACUACUUUAUAGAUAGUAUCACCAAAGAACCAUUCUACAUCAAAGGUAUAGACUACCAACCAGGCGGAUCUUCUGCAGUCUCAGAAACCACCGACCCCUUAUCGGACCCGGCUAAAUGUGCUAGAGAUAUAAUUCUAUUUCAAGAGUUGGGCGUUAACACUAUUCGUAUUUAUUCAAUAAAUGCACACCUAAACCACGAUAAAUGCAUGACCAUGUUGGCCAAAGCGGGAAUAUACUUGUUCUUGGAUGUAAACUCACCAUUGCCACACCACCACCUAAAUCGGUACGAGCCGUGGAAUUCAUACAAUUUGUACUACUUUGAAAACGUCUUUAAAGUGGUAGAACAGUUUUCCCACUAUAAUAACACAUUAGGAUUUAUUGCUGGGAACGAAAUUGUCAACGACCCCAUUUCCGCCAGUGUUGCUGCCCCAUACGUAAAAGCAGUAGUCCGCGAAAUCAAAAGCUAUAUUGAAUACAAUGCUCCAAGAACCAUUCCUGUUGGCUAUUCAGCGGCCGAUGACUUGAACUACCGCAUGCCACUAGCACAGUACUUGGAGUGCGGCGACGAUAACCCCAAAGAGUCUGUCGACUUUUAUGGCGUCAACUCCUAUCAGUGGUGCGGCGACCAAACGUUCUAUAGCAGCGGAUACAACAUCUUGGUCAAUGAUUACAAGCACUUUACCAAACCAAUGUUCUUUUCGGAAUACGGGUGCAACGAGGUGUUGCCGCGAAAUUUUGAUGAAGUCCCCGUGUUGUACACAAACGAUAUGAUCGACGUUUUCAGUGGCGGAUUGGUAUAUGAAUUUACCCAGGAACCAAACAAUUACGGUCUAGUCAAAAUAUUGUCCAAUGGCGACGUCAAGGUAUUGCGGGACUUUAUCCAGUUGAAAAAUAAAUUUGACACACUACCAGAGCUAGACUAUAACUAUAUCAUCCAAUCAAUGAAGGAAAAUGCCAACAAUAUCCAAACGAAAUUGAAAAACUUUAAAACGUCAAUCCCAAAAUGUGAGUUACUGUACCCAAAUCUCGACAUUUCCAAAGGCGUGCCACCAUCCAUUGCUCAGACAUUGAUUGAAACUGGCGUUGAUGCUAGGCGCGGGGAAUACGUCUCCCUAUCCAACGACGACAUAACAACAAAGUACCAGUUCUUCCAAGAAAGUGGCGAAAAACUAAACAUUGUCAACAGAAUUGAAACAUUGGCGGAUGAGGAGGCGCCGCUAGAAAACCGACAAGAACCAGUAGAAGCACCACCAGAACUUCCUCCACCAACCACCAACCCUUUUGUGGAUUUCAUUCACAAAGUACUAGACCCUUUCAAAACUUUCUGUGCUAACUUGUUUAAUUAA
Molecule: messenger RNA, 1428 nt
Organism: Candida dubliniensis CD36
Lineage: Eukaryota; Fungi; Ascomycota; Pichiomycetes; Serinales; Debaryomycetaceae
Gene: PHR3
Product: 1,3-beta-glucanosyltransferase
Exons: 2
Coding region: 1-1428 (475 amino acids)
Biological process (GO): fungal-type cell wall (1->3)-beta-D-glucan biosynthetic process
Cellular component (GO): fungal-type cell wall; cytoplasm
Molecular function (GO): 1,3-beta-glucanosyltransferase activity
Source: RefSeq, a predicted model, not a curated record